This is a messenger RNA of Dermacentor albipictus, 728 nucleotides long. RefSeq names its product zinc finger protein 596-like. Gene Ontology annotation, biological process: regulation of transcription by RNA polymerase II. Gene Ontology annotation, molecular function: RNA polymerase II cis-regulatory region sequence-specific DNA binding; DNA-binding transcription factor activity, RNA polymerase II-specific. The record is from RefSeq and is a predicted model, not a curated record. Lineage: Eukaryota; Metazoa; Arthropoda; Arachnida; Ixodida; Ixodidae.
GUGGUCGCAAGAAGGGAAGGAGUCUGUGGUGGUGUCUUGUGUGCGGCUACACCACAAUUUUCAACUCGAGCAUGCGAAAUCACCAAAGAAGACACAUGGGCACCAUCAAAUGGCAGCACAGUGCUCAUCAGCACAUAGACAACUCCUCUGCCACUCAAGCAGCACAACAUUUAUCACCCACAGAAAUGAGCAGAAGUGACAUGUGCCCCUCUGAAAAUGUGGACGUCGAGCAGCACACUUGCACUUACUGCAACAAGUCCUUCACAAGGCGCGGCAGCCUGACUGUUCACCUCCGCAUUCACACCGGCGAGAGACCAUUUCACUGCCACCUAUGCCCUCGGGCCUUCACGCAGAAAGUGAACCUCAAGUAUCAUGUGCGGACACAUACUGGGGAGAAACCCUUCCAGUGUCACUUUUGUCCCUUGGCCUUCGCACGCAAGUUGUCGCGGAGAAUGAGCUUGCAGGUGAUGCAUGGGCAUUACGUCAACCUUCUCCUUGGAGGUGGUGUGCUGUGCCGAUACGAACCACGAGACUGGUUGAUUGAAACAUUACCCAUUUUUCUAACUUUGUUGCUGUGAAUCGCCGCCCUGGCCACCCGGGUGUCCCAGACUCACACACAGGAAGACGCCUGCGGCGCUGUCCCGUGUGCGGCUAUAGCACAACUUGUCGAACAAACAUGCUGAAUCACCAAAGAAGGCACACGGGCGAGCGCCCGCACAAGUGUGACC